This is a messenger RNA of Phalaenopsis equestris, 765 nucleotides long. RefSeq lists its product as uncharacterized. The record is from RefSeq and is a predicted model, not a curated record. The transcript has 3 exons. NCBI's taxonomy places the organism in Eukaryota, Viridiplantae, Streptophyta, Magnoliopsida, Asparagales, Orchidaceae. Bases 1 to 765 code for a protein of 254 amino acids.
AUGGGCUUCAAGGGGCCUGCUUUCACAUGGAAAAGGGGAGCCAUUUGGGAGAGGCUUGAUAGAAUGUUGGGAAAUGAUGCAUGGUUUAACCAAUUCCUCCUCACCUUUGUUACUCAUCUUAGUCUUGCUGGCUCAGAUCAUAGGCCUAUGCUUAUCAACAUUACUUCUACUGAUAAUCAUACCUCCUCCCCCCCUUUUAGAUAUCUCAACAUGUGGACUGCACACCCUUCUUACAACAAGUACAUUGCUGAUUUAUGGAAAGGAGAGGCAGAAAAUGAAGUCAAAAAAUUGGAGCAUGAGGAACAGAUUAGCAAUGUGAAGGAAAAGGAAUUGUUGAUUGCUCAGAACAACCUUCUUUGUGCCAUUAAAUAUCAGGAAAAAUUCCUUAAACAUAAGGCUUGGCUACAUGAUAAUGCUGAUAUAGCCAAUGAUGCCAUAAGUUAUUAUAAAGACUUGCUAAAUCAGGAACAUCACUUCAGACCCCCUAUUGAGAAGACACAUUUCCUUGCUGAACUGAACUACACUACUAGCCUCAAGCUCUCAGAUAUCCUCAAUGAAAAGGAAAUUUGGAAUGCAAUCAGCUCAAUAGACAACAACAAAUCUGCUGGCCCUGAUGGCUUCACUGCUGGAUUUUACAAAAAUUCCUGGGAGAUUAUAAAGGCUGAUGUUAUUGCUGCAGUAACAAGCUUCUUUCAAGGCAAUAAUCUUCCAAAGUAUUUUUGUGCUUCCACCACUGUACUAAUUCUUAAAUCUGAUAUACAAUAG